AUCUGAGAAACGACCAAUGGGAUUGGGGGGAGGUGGAGUUAACGUCUACGAAAGUUCCUCGCAUCAGCACCAGUGGAGAGAACGUUCCAUCUCAGCCUGCCUCCCCGACUCUGUCAUAUUCUUGCAUUGCAUUUUCUUUGUAAUAACCUAGCAUUCAGUUCGUUUGCAUACCAACGUCGAAUUGUUCAUACUUCACUGAAAUAAGGAGCGUUUGAAAACAUGUUGGCGUGCACGGAAAUGAUCACAAUGUGUCUUCAGUCGGCGAAACGGCAACAUAUUCUUGCCCAACAGCAGCAGCAGCAGAAAAUCCAAAAUCCUGUUCACGGACUUUCCAUUUUUCAAGAUAUCUUUCGGCGUGCAGACAAAAAUGACGAUGGCAAGCUGUCCUUUGAGGAGUUCAAGGCCUACUUCGCUGACGGGAUCCUGACUAAGGAUGAACUGCAGGAGCUCUUCUUCUCCAUCGAUGGCCGCCAGAACAACGACCUUGAUAUAGAAAAGCUAUCAGACUACUUCUCCAAGCACCUGGGGGAAUACCUUAACGUUCUCUCAGCGUUGGAAAAGCUCAACGUGGCCAUCUUGACUGCAAUGGACAAGACCAAAGAGGAGUACCAGGGCUCGUCGGUGCUGGGCCAGUUUGUGACUCGUUUCAUGCUGCGCGAGACGUCCAACCAGCUGCUGUCGCUGCAGAUGUCCCUGCAGUGUGCCAUGGAGGCGGUGGAGGAGCAGAGCAGCCCCGCCAGUGAGGAGGUGAAGGUGCCAGAGCUCCUGGCGGUGGAGAAGAACAACAACACUAACAACAUCAACACCAACAUCAACUUCAGCAGCAUCAGCAACAUCAGCAGCAUCAACAUCAGCAAUGCCAACAGGAGAUGCGGCCGCAGGACUCAGAAGAACCUCUGCCUGUCCCCCACAGACCCCUACUCAGGCAUCCUAACCACAGGAGUGACUGUGGACACAGAUGAGCACUGGUGCUCCCAGAUCAACCGGCUGCAGCACCUGAUCGACAAGCUAGAGUGCCAGCAGAGUCCAAAACUGGAGCCCCUGAACGAGGACCCACUGGCUAGCACAUACAAGUCUAACAUCCUGCUGGUGCAGAGGCAGAUGCUGGUGGCUGAGCAGGACAUGGAGCUCUUCCAGAAGGAGCUGCAGAACUAUGCAGACACCACCACCAACCACAGCGACAACCUGCAUGUGUCUAUACAGAAACUGCCGGAGAAGUCCUGCUACAUAAUGUAUGAGUUUUGGCAGGAUCGCAUCGCCUGGAUGAGUUACUUACAGUCUGAGCCCAGUAAGACCUUCCAGCGCUGUAUCAUUGACAUGUUGGAGGAUCCAGAAGCAGUCUCUACUAUGCUCCUGCCAGCCUCGUGGUGGAUUAUGGGUAAUCACUAACAGCAAAUGACUAACGAGUCCACCGCAUCCUGAUGCCCCCGCCCCUCCCCAUCCUUCUACUGUAUGCAGAGAAGAAACAAGCGCCCACGAUAAGAACGACUCUUUUAAAGAAUCUACUGCGUGUUUGCUAAAAGCUAAGACGCCUGUGAUUUCCCCCCCUCCACACACACACACACAUAUUCCCUCGCCCUGUUUUCUUUUUUUCUUUCUCCUGAUUGUGUCAUCACGUGUCAUUUAAAUAUUGAUAGUUCCCUCCCUUGUGUGGGCUGGGGAAAAUAAGCUACCAACGGGCAUGCGAGUCUUCUUUCCUCUUAUGCAUGUAUAGAAAAUCAGUCCUUCAGUUUCCUUGCAUAUGCCAGUGGCAAAAAGAAAAGAGGCUUUGAAGCAUGUCUGUGGCGGCAAGCCUAGGAGCACACACACGCUCCUUGAUUAGAAGACAUGCUGUGGCCAGGAAAUGUGAAACAUAGCAGACACAAGCAUCAGAAAAAUGCAUACACAAGAAAUCAUCAGAAAAUGCAUACUAAUCACAUACAGAGCUCAUAUACAAAACCUGAGGUUUCUAUUUAGUCCUCAGAGUAGUGAACGGUUUAACAAAAAAAUACAAAAAACAAAGAUACAACGAUAACCGUGUCUUUAAGGCAAAAAAAUAAAUGCAUGCCGAUUUAACUUUUUUUCAUCUCAGAGAAAGGGAUGAUUCCUUGGCAUAAGUGGGAAAAUGUGGUGUUGUGGAUCUAGAGUAUCUUAGUGGGGUGAGCACACUAGGUGUUUCCUCAGGGGCCUCUAAGACAUUAGCCUAUCUACAUUUCAUCGUUCUGGUAUGAUCAUUUAAAUAUUAUGCUUAUCUUCGAUGAUAAUAUUUAUUUAUUUUUGGUGUGUGUAUUUGAACAUACCUGUCACUGUGUUUCAGAUUUGAUUAAUUAAUAAUAAUAAAAAGAGUUUAUGUAUUUUUGUGGCAUCCAUUGUACCUACCCAA
Engraulis encrasicolus (European anchovy) is the source of this 2362-nucleotide messenger RNA. RefSeq names its product N-terminal EF-hand calcium binding protein 3 (gene necab3). Lineage: Eukaryota; Metazoa; Chordata; Actinopteri; Clupeiformes; Engraulidae. Gene Ontology annotation, biological process: regulation of amyloid precursor protein biosynthetic process. The transcript is spliced from 13 exons. Gene Ontology annotation, molecular function: calcium ion binding. The record is from RefSeq and is a predicted model, not a curated record. Bases 220 to 1389 code for a protein of 389 amino acids. Gene Ontology annotation, cellular component: endoplasmic reticulum; Golgi cis cisterna; cytoplasm.